CACGUCUACUAAUCUGUAUUGAUCCGCUGCUUACUUGUAAAUACUUAGUUGACAGAUGUUGUAAUCACGUGAUAGCAUUUCGUUGUUAACAUCAGUAGGUUGAGCUUUUUUUAAAAAUAGAAAUUAUGUGUCUAUGUGUCCAUUAUUAUUCAUUUUUAGUAGAAUUACCCCUGCCUGUGAGGAGGUGUGAAAAUAAAAGUGUUCAAACCUGCUGUGAUUAUUUCCCCUUUGUUAUUCUUGAUUGAUUGGAUACUUUUGACGGCCAGUUAUGUCAUGGAGUUUACUUGGUAGAUUUCAACACUAGGUUACUUGGGAGUAAAUCUCUGAAUUCGAAAGGGAUCAAUGAUUAUUUCCAGAAGAAUCUUUGAGUCAGAACCAGUCCGACGCUAAAAAUCCUCUGACCACAAACGUCAUCAAUUGAGCCAUUUUGUUUUGUUUGUUUUUUUUAAGAUAAUGAUCUUACAAUGUGGAUAAGUAUAUGCCAUCCAGAGCUCACGGCGGCGUUGCUGUGGGAAUUGGCUCUGUAGAUCUAGGAAUACUUUCCUUACGGAGUUUCUUUGUGGUGCCUUGUGGCUCUUGUUUUUGUGUCCCCAUCCUCCGUUAGUUGGCCCGACAAUGGCCGGCAUCUUCAGGCGUCGUCGUGGUUUCCUGGUGAAGCUAGUCCUCGUUGUGCCCGUUCUGUACAUCAUCUCGCUCUUCGUGUUCAGCAAGCGUUCAUUUCCGCCCUCCGACACCGACCUGUCCAAGGGCGAUGAGGUCAAGGCCCAGCCCAGAGCGGCGGAAACGAAGGCCCCGGCCGUGAUGGAGGUGCCGAAAAACGUUGUCGACCCCCAGUUGGACUUCAGGCGGCAGGACAACGCUGUUAAAGAUGUGGUGGAGCAUGUGGCCACCAUGAAACAAGAGCGUAGUGUAGAGGAGCGUAAACAGGAGGUUGUGAAUAAGCCGGAACCAGAUCAUGACCCUAACGGUCCAGGCGAGAACGGGCAAGGCAUCAACAUCGAGAAAGAGAAAUUAGCUGAGGAAGACAGGAAGAAAUAUGACGAGGGCUGGAAGAAGAAUGCCUACAACCAGUAUGCCAGUGACAUGAUGUCACUUCACAGGAGCCUGCCAGAUGUCAGGGACAAAGAAUGUCUCAGUCAGCAGUACAAAUCUGUCCUUCCAGACACCAGUGUAGUCAUCUGUUUCCACAAUGAGGCCUGGUCUGUCCUGCUACGAACAGUGCACAGUGUUAUUGAUAGGACACCCCGCCAUCUCCUGAAAGAGAUCAUCCUGGUGGAUGACUUCUCAGACAUGGAUCACCUAAAGAAACCUCUGGAGGAUUAUGUGGCUAAACUUGGUAUUGUGAAGAUUGCUCGCAUGAAGCAGCGAGAAGGGUUGAUUCGUGCACGUCUCACAGGCUUUGCCGUGGCUACUGCUGAUGUGGUGACCUUCUUGGACUCACACUGCGAAUGUACUGAAGGCUGGCUGGAACCACUUCUGGAUCGUAUUGCUACCAAUGAAACUAUUGUGGUGUGUCCUGUCAUUGACGUCAUUGAAGAUGACACACUUAAAUAUCAGUAUGGCAGUGCCAAGGCCACCAGCAUUGGAGGUUUUGACUGGAACUUACAGUUUUCUUGGCAUGCUAUUCCAGAGUAUGAGCGUCAGAGACGAAGUAGUGAUAUAGCUCCUAUCAGAUCUCCAACAAUGGCUGGUGGAUUGUUUGCCAUAAGCAGGAAAUACUUUGAGAAACUUGGAACUUAUGACCCAGGCAUGGACAUCUGGGGGGGAGAGAAUCUGGAAUUAUCUUUUAGAGUCUGGAUGUGUGGAGGCAGUUUGGAAAUAGUGCCAUGUUCACAUGUGGGGCACAUCUUCAGGAAAAGGUCGCCAUACAAAUGGAGGACUGGUGUGAAUGUUGUGAAGAAAAACUCUAUUCGUCUUGCUGAGGUCUGGAUGGAUGAAUACAAAAACUACUACUAUGAACGCUUCAGUUAUGACUUGGGUGAAUAUGGAGAUGUGAGUGCCAGAAAAGAGUUGCGCAAAAAUCUCAACUGUAAAAACUUUGAGUGGUAUGUGAAAAAUGUUUAUCCAGAUUUGUUUGUACCAGGAGAUGCUCUGGCUUCAGGAGAGAUAAGGAGUAAAGCCAAACCAAUGUGUAUUGACAGCCCAGCUGACCAUCACAAUUAUCAUAAACCUGUCAACAUGUGGCAGUGUCAUAAUCAGGGAGGAAACCAGAUUUCUCGAACAUUGUAUUGGAUGCUUAGCAAGUUAGGGGAAAUAAGAAGAGAUGAAGGAUGCUUAGACUACUCUGGUGGAGAAGAUGUGAUUAUCUACCCUUGUCAUGGUCAGAAAGGAAAUCAGGAAUGGAUUUACAAAGAGGACAACACUCUAAUGCAUGCCAACACCCACAAGUGUGCGGAGGUUUCUGUGGACGGCAAGAAGCUUACUAUGAGAUCUUGUACUGGCAUUGACAGACAGAUCUGGUUUUGGAAGAGGAAGAUUACAGAUGGAGCAGCACAUGUAUAAUGAAAGUAGUUCUAGAACGAAUGUUGUCCUCAAUGUUCAAUGUGAUAAUCUUUUUUUUUUCUUUACUUUACACACUGACUUUUUUUUUUAGGGUUCUUUUAGAUGACUUUUUUUUUAGGGUUCUUUUAGAUAAAUUUGAGUUAGGCAUUUUCAGAAACAAUUUGAAUUUGUACAAGUAAAUGAUUAUUCUUUAAUUGAAUCCCUUAUUUUGUAAACAAUUUUAAUUGACAAGUCAUGUCCAUAUAGCUAAUAGUUCAAGUUUCCAUAGUUAAAAUUGUUUAGGGAUUUGGGUACACCAGAGACAUAUUAUAGUAGUAAUUUUUAGAACUAGUCUAACAAGGAUGUGAUACUACAACCUUUAUGUUCUCACUUGUUUGGUUUGCCACUUCACAACCCUGUCCACAUAAUGGAUAGGUCAAGCACAAAGAUGUGAUAGCUAUGAAAGCGUUGUACCAAGUGAGCUCUAGAUGCAUACUUUAUGAAAGGCAAACAGUUUCUCUGAAUUCCUUAACAAACUUUGUAGGUACUGCAGUUGAAGCUCAUUAUGUUUAUUUUUCAUGUUCUACAAUCUUUGAUGGGAUCACACUUUCAAUCUUCUAUAUUGUGACUGAUACUACACUAUAUAAAACACUAUAGGACAAAAUAUUUUUAAAUAUAUUUUUACAAUGCAACAUUCAUUUGAAGACUACCUUGGUUAUAGUUCUGUAUUUUUUUUAUUUUUUUUUAUAGUUCAUACCAAAAAUAAUGACUUUGAAGUUGGGAUUUUCUUUUGUUUUUUUAAUUUCUAACCAAACUCAAAUAUAGAUUUAUUGAUUAACCUUCUCUAUGAUUCAAUUGUAUACUAAUCUUAAAACACUAUUUGUUUUAUACUUUUAUUAUCAAUUAAUCUCUCUAGUUGAUGUUACUAUGUUGCUAAAACUAUAACUCUAAAAGUUGAUAAAACUAUUGUUGAACUUCUUGUUUGAUGACUGCCUCAAGUUGGUUUCAGCCCUUAUAUUGCCUUCUAUGUGCAUAAGUUUCUCAAUUUUGUUUCAUUUCUGUUAUUGCAAAUAUUUAAGUUGAGCAUGUUUGUUUCCUAAUGGUUCAAGUUUGUUUUUUUUUAUUUUCAAAGAGGUGUCUGUAUUUCACUUGGACUGACUUAAGUAUGAAAGUUGUUUGUAAAUUAAAAGCAUAUGUAUGAAACUCGGAAGUACUAUUUAUUUUGUUAUGCUCUAAUUAAUACUUUUUGUUUAUACUUAGAAGUUAGCCCAAACUAAAAUGCCAUUGCUAUUACUAUUGCUAUUAUUUUGACCAAAAUUAGUUGAUUUCAAUCUAGUUUUUAAUGUUUCCUUAUUAUUUGGUGAGAAUUUAAUAGUGUAAGUUAUUCAUGUUUUUUUUUCAAAUAUAAAUGAAAUCUUAAACAAAUAGCAUUUCCUGAAUCAAUAUGUAUGAAAGUUUGAUUUAUCUUUGAAUUACAACUAUAACUAUAAGCAUGUUUUAUUUAAAGCUACUGUUGACUAAGCCCACCUUUUUUUUUUUUUAAGAAUUUAUGGCCACAAUGCUUGGUAAAUGAUUUUGGUGGUUGGUUUCAUAUCAGGAUUAUUUUAGAGUGAUGGUUUCUUAAAUGAAAGAAGCAGCUGAUUAUUUGCUGUGCAACAUGUAUACUAUCAUUUUGUUUUUACAGCAUGUCAACAAAUAUUAUAUUGUUUUUAUUUGAAAUCACAGACAAAAACUAAUAUAAAUUUGUAAAAGCCAUUUUCACUUUAUGUUGAUUGUGGUUGCUGUGCUGUGUACCUCAGACUUACAGAGGCAGUGGACUUACGACAUUCCAUUGUUUGUUGAAAUUAUUUCAAUCACUUGAAUCAUCUUCUCAUUAGAAGAACUCUUGGUUGGUUACUAACAGAGAAGAUUGCCUCCCUUUUUUUUUUUAAACUGUCAACAAACUUGCUUAGCAUAAUUGAUGACUGCUUUCUUUAGUUCUGUGUAUCAUGGGAAGUCAUCAGACAUUUCUGUUUAAGUUAUGUGUUCAGGGUUUGUUUAGUUCUGUGUAUCAUGGGAAGUCAUCAGACAUUUCUGUUUAAGUUAUGUGUUCAGGGUUUGUUUAGUUCUGUGUAUCAUGGGAAGUCAUCAGACAUUUCUGUUUAAGUUAUGUGUUCAGGGUUUGUUUAGUUAUGUGUUCAAGGUUUUGUUCUGUUCUCACACUCAAGCACAACAUUUAGUGGACUCAACAAAGCCUAAACAUUUAUCCGUUCCUCUUGCCAAAAUGUUAUUUAUUAAAGUACAGGAAAAAUAAAUGUUUCAAAUUAUAUUAGGCUCUUUACAAGAUAACCUUAUCAGUUUAUAGUCACUUUACAAGAUGGCCACAUCAGUUCAUAGCAUUCUUUAGGGAUUUUUUCAUCCAUUUCACUUUGCUACAAGUUUUCAUUGAGCUGUUUAAGAAAUUGUGAAUCAAGUGUUUGUUUUCAGGAUCAUCAGUUGUAUGUUCCUUGUCACUUGAGCUAAAGAAUGUUUAAUUUAUUGGAGAUCAUUCAAAGUACUGAGUCUGAGAGUACAUUCACUGUACAUAGUGAUGUGUGUUUUAUUUUAGUUCACUAAUGACUAGUGGGAGAUAAGGUAUGACAGGUUAAGGAAUUUAAUCUGAGGUUGAUGACUGUUGAUUUUUUAAAUUUUUUUUUUUGCUUGAUAUAUUUGCAUUCUGAUCAUUAAUUUUGGUGUUUUCAAUUAGUAAUAACUUGAACUUAUAACCAUAUGAUCAUGCUUUCUCAUAAUUUGUUACACUGGUGAUUUUUAUGGUUUGCAAAACCAUAAUUCAUUAAUCUGAGUGAAUUAUUGCCCUUUGAUUCUAAUUCUGAACUAUUUUCCUUCUUGGCUAUUUAAUUUCAUGUAUUCAUUAGUUUUUCCUUUCUUAAUAUUUUACUGUACCAUUUCCCAUCAUGCACUGGUAGUGAGGACAUUGCUGUUCUUGAGGUCAACAUAGAAUCAGUCCUUGAGUAAAUGUGUCCAUAUAUCUGAGACUGCUGAUCUGAACCCUCUAUAAAUAUUUAUAUCUAUACUUACAAUUGUAUCCAAUUCAUCAUAUUGACAUUAUUAUGACCUAGAUGCCUCUCUCUACCCAACCAAGCCAUUCCCCCCCCCCCCCAUAUCAUUUCAUUGAACCAUGUCAGUGUGUACUUCUGUUGAUGUAUUUGAAGAUUUCAUCAUUUAGAAAACCAGUUUCCAGCCAUGACCUACUUUAUCCAUCUUUAGGAAAUCCUUGUUAUUUUUAUUUCUGUCUCUUCAAAUCUUGUUUUGUUUUCAACGUUUAGACAUUUCUAUGAAUGUUCUGAAUUGAAUGAAGCGAUGAAGCUAGGUGAUUGCAUGUGCUAAGAUGUUGGCAACAAAGAGUUUUCUUCAAGUUUCUUUGAGAGUUGUAUUAUUUCUAAUUUAUUUGCAAAUCUUUUUUUCAUUGUUGCUUAUAAUUUUAAAAUGUGAUUUAAUAUGCAAAACAAACAAACAAAAACAAAAGAAAAAAAAAUUUCUUUAUAAAAUAAGCAUUACAUGAAUUUUUUUUUUCUGACAAAUGCGAUGUCACAACAAAAAUAUUUUGUUUUUUUACCUUUUUAGAGACUGGUGAAUUAAUAUAUCACCUAAACUUAUAUCAAGUAAAUGCAGUGAUAUGGUUGACUGUAGCUAAUUUUCUUUUUAUCCUUGAAAUGUUUAAGAUCUAAUAAUUUCACAACUAUCUUGGUUUGACUAUUAAAUAUUGAAUCAACUAGUUAGGAAACUAUUUUGUACUAUUACUGCUCUCUUUAUUCUAUUCCAUUCAAAACUUGUGUUUGAUUUGCUAAUAAAAAUGUUUGAUGCAAGAAUUACAGCUACAAAAAUAUUUAUUUAUGAAAUCAAUGUAGUUCACACACAAAGUACAGUAGGAUACUUUUAAAAGAUGCAUGGAAAAAAAAAGGAUUAUGAAUGGUGUAAGUUUAGUUUCAUAAAUAGAAUGCUAUAAAGUAUUCUUUAGUUUCUAAUUAUGGCACCAAACUGUUAGCUUUACCCUUCAGUUGGAUGUGAUAGAACUUGUUUUUUCUUUCUUUGGAUAACAUCCCAUGCACAUCUUGCAAUAUGCAAUUGUCACGUAGACCAUUGAUGAGAUUGUGUUUUUGUGUUGAGUUUUGAAUGACCAAGUGUUCUGGGAAUGUGAGGGAAAAGUAUUGAGUAGAAUUGAUAUUUGUUUUGUGUUAAGCUGGAGUUUUAUUUUUGAACCAAUGUUUUAUUCAUGUCUUGAAAGUGCCUUCCUAUUGAACUAAUUAAACAAAUACUUCUUUUA
Molecule: messenger RNA, 6784 nt
Organism: Biomphalaria glabrata
Lineage: Eukaryota; Metazoa; Mollusca; Gastropoda; Planorbidae
Product: polypeptide N-acetylgalactosaminyltransferase 5-like
Exons: 14
Coding region: 616-2502 (628 amino acids)
Cellular component (GO): Golgi apparatus
Source: RefSeq, a predicted model, not a curated record